AUGCUGCCUAGGAUUACAAGUACUGCUAGAUUGGGUAUUAAGAAUCUCUAUUAAUUGAAUCACAUUAAAAGUUUCCAUAAUGCAACCAUAGCUCAUAAAGCAUAAGUUAUGAAUGACGAAUCACAAUAUGUUGUAAAAACAGAUCGAAUUUAUAAACCAACCUAUACAAUUGAGUUUGAUAGAAUUGGAGAAGUGUUGCUCUACUCAUGUGAUCCUCAUAAGCAUCUUACAAUAUUCCUAAAAUACCCAUAUGUGCUUUAUGAGACAGCCAUCCCCUUAUCAAUUUAUCUUUGGUUCAAAAACCCAUUGGAUAUUGCUUGGUAUUGGAAUAAUCUAUUUAUAUAUGCCCCAUCAUUUUUGUGGAUUCCUAGAAUGUGGUAUUGGAGAUCAUUAUAAUAUAAAAUUCAUAGACUUUCUUUGUUGAGAGGAGGAAAAGUACUCAAGAUUGAGACAAAUACACUUGCUAAUGAUAAAAAUGUGUAUUGGGUUGAAACCUAUUAAUUCCAUCCCUUAACGGCAGAUCUCAAGCAAUUUGAUGAUAGAGACAAUGCUGAUUAUUUAACAGAGGAAGGUCAAUUAAAAUAUGAGUUGGCAUGUCAACUUGAUCAUAUUCAAGAAUUGGGUACAACAGUAUAAGACGAAGUAAUUUAUUUCAUGAAGGAAGGAGUAGUACAUCAUCCAGAAUUGUUUGAAGCAGCAACUAAGGGAUAUGUAAUAGACACCUCUAAUUUUGUAAUAAACACAGCUCACAACAUCAGAGCAUUCGAAGGUCAUCACAAUUAAUGAAGAUUGGUUAUCAUAAUAGAAAUCAAAAGAAUAUUUAUUUAAAUAAA
This is a messenger RNA of Paramecium tetraurelia, 833 nucleotides long. RefSeq lists its product as uncharacterized. Lineage: Eukaryota; Ciliophora; Oligohymenophorea; Peniculida; Parameciidae. The record is from RefSeq and is a predicted model, not a curated record. The transcript is spliced from 4 exons.